This is a messenger RNA of Chondrus crispus (carragheen), 426 nucleotides long. RefSeq names its product Bet5. The coding region runs from base 1 to 426 and encodes 141 amino acids. Lineage: Eukaryota; Rhodophyta; Florideophyceae; Gigartinales; Gigartinaceae. Gene Ontology annotation, cellular component: TRAPP complex. The record is from RefSeq and is a predicted model, not a curated record. The transcript has a single exon. Gene Ontology annotation, biological process: endoplasmic reticulum to Golgi vesicle-mediated transport.
AUGGCUGUGUUCAGCUUUUACCUCUUCGAUCGCACUGGUACCUGUCUUUGCUACCACGAAUGGCAGCGGACCAGGCAACCUCAAGACAUGUCGGAUGAUCACAAAAACAUGUUUGGCAUGCUCUUCGCCCUUCGCAAUUUCUCCAUCAAGCUUUCGCCCGAUGCCGAGCGCGGCAUUCCGUCAUUCUUUGUUACAGAUGUGUACGCAUUGCAUUACUUUGAAACCGCUACAGGUCUUCGCUUUGUGCUCAACACCAGCAAUGACUUUAAAGGAGUCGACGUUACACAUGCCUUGAGCGAGAUUUACAAUUCCGUGUUUGUCGAGUAUGUUGUUAAAAACCCUUUGUACACACGCGGGAAUGUGAUUAAGUCAGACCUAUUUAUUACCAAGUUGGACGACUAUAUCCGAGCGCUCCCGUGCUUUUGA